Molecule: messenger RNA, 1560 nt
Organism: Physcomitrium patens
Lineage: Eukaryota; Viridiplantae; Streptophyta; Bryopsida; Funariales; Funariaceae
Source: RefSeq, a predicted model, not a curated record
CAGACUAGACCACCUGAUAUUUAGAGCCAGACUACUCGACACGUCAAGCGUUGUCCGUGUGUCUGCAGCAGAAACCCCAAGCCUGGUGUGUUUCGUUGUUCGCGGCGGCGUUGUGGUCGGGAUCAAGGAUUGAAGCGUGUCCUGUCUCCCCCCGCAUUCGCUACUCCUUUCUUCGUGCUCUCGCAAGUUCCAUACCACUCUCGCCGUCGUAGAAUGCAAUCCCUUUCGCAUCACUUACGUAGCGAGUGAAGUGCUCCAAGGCGUGCGCCGCGCUCACUAUGAUGUGGAAUGUUCAAUACACUUCUGCUCAUAUCUCAUGCAUCUGGAUUGUCUACAUUCCUUCUCUAUCGUGACAUCGUUUUUAGUUUUGAAGAUUUGAGAACUACUUCGACUCAUCAGGUCUCCCGCCCCCUUGCAAACAGCCAUCGUUGGUGUUCCAUACAUUUGACACGGUACGAGAUCAAAUUCUGCAAAGCGCAUCCUUAAUAUGCCGGACCGUUCAGAUUAUGGGUUGUCCCCUCCUUUUGACGAACGACUCUCCCGAAGCUGUCCUCCAAACUGGCCUGAAACGGUGGUAACGCCAUCUCCUCACAUGAACUAUCGUUCACCCGAAAACUUGCCGACAAGCGAAGGUGAUGAAGGAUUGGAAGGCGCCGCUGAGGCUUUUAAUGCAAAAACCCGUGGAUUCCCGGACAACUGCAGAUAUCAGCAAUUUGAACACACUGUGCUUUCCCGAUUCCGGGCUGUGACUUUGAAUGAUGUAGAAGAGUCUCCAAUGGUCGUUGAUCUUCCCGCGACUGGUGUCCAGAGUCCAUUUAAGACAAUUUCUGACUAUUCGGACUUCAAAGAUCCCAGAACUAAUAAAUUGAAAGGACUCGCAGAACUACUAGAGCAACCUGAAUCUUCCCUGGCUCGGGGACGUUGCUAUCAAUUGCUCGAAGAAGACUAUGCGGGUGGCCCAUCACAGUCAGGUGGAGAUAUUAUUGUGCAGCGUGUGCCCAGCUUUGCAAUCGAUGUUGGAACCCCGGGAGCUCGUGGAAUUCGGGCUGAAUUCGACGAGCGUUAUAUUUCCUAGACUCUUGAAUUAGCUGAAGGCUCUACAAAUAAUGUUCAUUUUGUUUUGAACGUGAUCAAUCAUACGCAAUAAUCAGCAGUUUUUCGAAUCCUAGGCACGGGAUAUAUUUUGGUGACAGAAUCAUCAUAAUUACGUCGUUCAAGAUCCUGUGAAAAGACAACAAUUCCAAGUGCCUGGCAUCCAAUUCAGCUAAUAAAGGAAGAUUUGCGUCGCUUCGUGCCUCAUUUUUCAAUUAGGACUCUUACAAAUAAUACUGAGGUACAGUGAAUUUUCAUUUCAUAGAAUUACUAUUUUCACUUUACAGUGUCAAAUCAUCUUUAAUUAGCAGUAGCCAAGGGUUUACCCUCUCGAUCUAUGAUGUAGAUGGCCCUUCCUACAGCCAAGCCAGCAUGAGUUGUAUCGAUCUAAGCAUGAACCUUAUUUCUCAAUGAGGAUUCCAGUAUCGAGGCAUCUGAUACUUCCAUUUGAUAAUUUUUUUGUUUUCA